UGCUAAUUUAUUGGUAGAUGUUUUUGGUGUUGUGCUAAUGAAUGAAAGCUAUAACUUUGGAUAUUUCAGUCAUAUCAGUAUCAAGAUAUAGCAAGUUUAUUUGAAUAGAACAGAGGCAAUUUACAGUGCUUCACAUAAGGCCAAGAAAAGCAUUAGAACAAGAUUUAAAGCACACUGAAAAGGAAAUUAAAAUCAGUCAAAAUAGAAUGGAGUAACGUUAAUUUAAAAUACAAUAACAUAACCUACAAGUUGACUAAAAAAGAAUAGAUAAGAAAUACAGUGGUAAUUUUUUCCCAAAAUAGAAUAAAGGAAAUGCAUGUAAAGUGGUGUACCAUUAGCUUGCUUGCUUGUUAAUGUCUCAAGAAGUAUUAAGUUACUGCAAAAGUAGUUUGAAUCUUGAUGUACUGGAUUGCUGGUAGUUUAAUGCACACAGGACUGAUCCCUGUCUCUUCAGUAUUCUCAUUGUUUACUUGUCUGUGGUCUAGCAUAUCUAUGUUUUUAGGUACUCUGUGCUCGUACAAGUCCCAUGCAAACUGUCCCUUGAGAUGUGAUAAGGUCAUUCAUGCUAACAAAAUGCAAACUGGCUAUCAAUCAACAUUUGAAGAGACACAAAAACCAUAACAUUAUAUUAUGAGCAAUUUUAAAUGUUUGAGACAAAUAAUCAACAUUUUGUCAAAGUAAGACUCAAAUUGGAUAAUCACCCAUGGGUUGAGCCAGUCAUGAGGCUCUUGCACAAACUUUAAUUGGAUGUUGCAUGUUUUCUUGUCGGGUGGAUAUUCAGCAGCCUAGAAGAUGUGGUUCAAUAGUAAAAGACUUUGUUCAGACAAAGCAAUGCUAUGCUUGCAGAAAGAUAAAUCCUCUAAUUGUCUUAUGUACUCAGACAGCCACUUUGUUCAGGCAUGUGUAUAAUGUAAGCUCCAGCAGAACGGUGAUGAGGAUAAGAGAGUUGCCAAGUCAUGGAUAGAUCGCCACAAUGACACAUGAGACCCUCAGAAGCUCCCAGCUGUCUGUCAAGGCGGCUGCCCUGCGCAUGGUCGACCUAUCGCUGUCCAUGUACUGCUCUCUGGCACAGGUGAGUGUCAGCACAGGCACCAAGAAGCUGGUGGCAGCCACUGCCUUUGGUGCCAUCUCGCUCCUCUACCUUGCUCGCCGCUUCCAGAGGAGGAAGGGCAGAAAGAAGGCUCACUCACCUCAGUGGGAGCAGGCUGGCUUUGAGUUUGUGUCCUCGGCCCCAGCAGAGAAUGAUAAAACCAGUCAAAACAACGCUCUCUCCCUCAACUCCAAGAAUGGCAACUCCUCUGGUCUGCUUCUCAAUGCAGGAGACUACAGAAAACUGUCCGGGUCUCUGCUAAGCCUGGCCUCUGUACAAAGCAUGAACUCGUCAAACAGUAACACCUGCGCAAAUGAAUCCAUCUGUUGGGACAGAGCGGGGGAGGCUGAUAACUGCAGUGUGGUCAACAUACCUGUCACCACACCUGAAAACCUGUACCUCAUGGGUAUGGAUUUAUUCGAGGAGGCUCUACGGCGGUGGGAGGAAGCGUUAACAUUCAGGAGCAGGCAGGGCGAGGAUGAGGCCAGCUGUGCAUCCGUCAAAACGGGAGCUGGAGACGCCAUUGCUGAGCAGAGCAUGGAGGAUGUCAUCAGCACAGAGUUCAUCCACAGGCUGAAGUCUCUGUUGCAGAGGGCUUACAGCCUCCAGGAGGAGUUUGAGGGAGUGUUGUGCAUGUCAGAGCCCUCGUCCCACAGCAACAGCCAAGAUAAAAUGGCAGACAUUUUGGCCAGAGAGGAGCUGGACGACGCAUAUCUGAGAGACAGUAUGAGCAUCGCCUCCACCGACUCAUUUGUGUCUGCUGCUGAGCUGUCAGAGCACCGAGAGCUGAGGAGCGUCGUCGCUCUGGGUCAUCACCUUUUCUACGAGGAGGCGCUGCAGAUGGCCGAAGAUGGAAAGAUCUCCUGCAGGGUGCUGCGGACUGAGAUGCUCGACUGUUUUGGGGACAUCGAUUUCCUGGCCAAGUUGCACUGUGUGCGUCAGGCAUGUCAGCUCAUUUUGUGCGAUAGAACGACCCGGAUGUUUCUGGCCGACACAGGAAAGAAAAUACUGUCUUCCAUUAUCAUCAAAGGACAGAAGAGCCCAAAGAGAUUCGAGGAACUAUUUGAGGAGAUGAUUUCCUUCCUGGAGCACACGGAGCACUGGGAAAACACAGAGUUGGAGUUGGCCACACGAGGGGUGAAGCACUUGAACUUCUAUGAUAUAGUGCUGGACUUCAUCCUGAUGGACUCAUUCGAGGAUCUGGAAAAUCCACCGAUCUCCAUCCAGAACGUGAUCAACAACCGCUGGCUCAACAGCUCCUUCAAGGAGACGGCGGUGGCAUCAAGCUGUUGGUCAGUGAUGAAGCAGAAGAGACAGCACAUAAAGGUGUCGGACGGCUUCAUCGCUCAUUUCUACGCUGUGUGUGAACAGAUCAGCCCCGUCCUGGCCUGGGGCUUCCUGGGGCCCAAGAGCUCCCUGCACGACUUCUGCUGCUUCUUCAAGGAUCAGGUGCUGUACUUCCUAAAGGACAUUUUUGACCUGGACAAAGUGCGUUACUCUUCUGUGGAGAGUCUAGCAGAGGACAUGCUCCAUCUGCUGCACCGGCGCUCUGAACUGUUGGUUGCCUACCUGGGAGCUGACUCCCUGCGGCAUGUCAACAGCUGCAAUUCCCCGCAGGUGCAGCUGGUGUCCAGCGCCCUGCUGGAGGCACAAGUGCAGUGAGAGCCGGGGAACUUCUAUCUAUCCGUCCUGGGUCAUCAAUACACUACACACAUGGAACUCUGCAUUUUCACUAGGGUGAGUUCACAGCAACUGUUGGACAUGGCUUUUUCCACCCAUCAUGAACUUAACGUAAAAUACUUUCACAGAGGUCUGGCAUGCACAUCUCCCAUCAUGCUUUGUGCUCUCAUUGCUCUGUAUCCCAGGAUGAACUGUACCAGCUGUCUUGCCUUCACACUUAAAUCGUUAUCUCCAGUGUGGCCUCUCCUCCCCCGCUGUUCACUGUGCCAUAGCAGUGCACGUUCGAUUUAAAAUAUCAUAGCAAUAAUAUUUGUAAUUUAAACUUGGCUGUGAGACAUUUUGCGUCAUCUUGCAGUAGAUAUCCCGCUGUGUAAAAUUAAGGCAUUUGCUGUUGAGAGCAAUUAGUCUAAAGAAAAAGGGUAUUUUACAGUAUUUAUUUUACUAUACAGUUAAAUGAUGUAAGAUUUAUAUUUUAGAAGUUAUAGUUGUGCCUGUAUGCAUCAAUGCAUUUGUGAUCAGCUUCAAACAUACAGUAGUAUGAAUACCAAUGUUUAAUAAUAAACUUUAUCAGAUUUAUUAGAUGUAUUUCCAUAUCAGCGAUGCAAAACUAUUAAAUGUACUUUUGUUACAAGCACGUGUUGCGCAGGGAAAUCGCUGAACAAGGGUCUCCUUAUUAAGAUACUAGGCACCAGAACUCAAACCUUCAGGCAAUAUUUAAAUGAAGCCUAGCUCAUGAAGCCUACAAGGCCCUUAAACCAAUCAUACAGUCAACAAUAAAAUAUACAUCACUAGUACAUAGUCCUGCAGCUCAAGACGGGCAAACACGCAAGAAGCCUUACUAUUAAUGCACAUAUUUAAGCCUCGUCUUUAACACUGAAUGUCAGUCUUAAAAUUACAAUAUAUUUGUUUGCACUGCUAUCAGUCACUGCCAUGUACAGACCAUGCACAAUGUGAAAGCUUUGAGCAGCAGUGUUAUUGCAGGAAUAUAUACCUGUGUUAAUGUUCUAAAAAUGCAUGAUACAUGAAAUAAGUUGUUGGUUGCAGUCCUAAUUUCCAUGCCUAACUGUAGUGGGGACAGAAGCACAUUAAAAAUGUUUUAUUUAAUUUGCAUCAACUCAGACUGCUGAAGCCUCAUUCACUUUUAGAUAUUCUUUGAACAGGAGUCGUCCGUCCGUCCCCCCCAUUUCUUUAAUUGUAAUUUCAUUAUAAAAAGGGAUCCUUUAAGAGCCAGUAGGAACGAUGUAAAGUUUCAAUGUACAUUGACCAUUUGAGUUGUUCUAAGACAGACUGUAAAAUGAUGGAACUAAGGUGGAUUUAACAGGGAAAAACUUUUUACAUUUGUGGGUUCACCUCAUUUGUGCAGAAAUUAAGUAAAUAAAGACUGAUGAGAAUGUG
Molecule: messenger RNA, 4165 nt
Organism: Sander lucioperca (pikeperch)
Lineage: Eukaryota; Metazoa; Chordata; Actinopteri; Perciformes; Percidae
Gene: miga1
Product: mitoguardin 1
Exons: 16
Coding region: 974-2752 (592 amino acids)
Biological process (GO): mitochondrial fusion
Source: RefSeq, a predicted model, not a curated record